AUGGCAGGAGCUGGAACUGACAAAUCUGCUUCUGCAACUUCGGGUCCUUCGUCAUCCAAUAACAGCAACAAGGCCACGAUGCUCAAACGCUUCAUAGGGGUUCGCCAGAGGCCGUCGGGACGAUGGGUCGCCGAGAUCAAGGACUCUUCUCAGCACGUUCGGCUCUGGCUGGGGACCUACGACACCCCAGAGGAGGCGGCCCAAGCCUAUGACGAGGCGGCCCGGGCCCUUCGUGGCGACAACGCCAGAACCAACUUCGUCUCAGCCGCCUCAAACGAGGACCUAUCGAAGCAAAGUGGACUGAGUUUUGCUUCUUUGAAAGCCAAACUGAGCAAGAAUCUUCAGAGCAUAAUGGCCAGGGCGAGCGAUGGCGGCGCAGCAGUAUUCGGCCAAAUCCCUUGUGAUAUGGUGGAGAAAGUGGUGCAACCUAGCAUAAUAGUGCCGCCCGUGGGGAAUCAACCUGGUGCAUUUAGUUCCUGGGAGAGCUCGACCUUAUCGGAUUGCAGCCCCGAGUGGGUUGGGUUCCGGCACUCGGAAGGUUCAGAUGCCGACGGCGAGCAAUUAGGGCGUAAUCUGGAGCAGCUGUUGGGGUGGGUGGAUAGUCCGGAUCAUGGUAACCAUAAUAUGUAUGGGAGCAGUUUAAUUAAUGGAAGCGAUGAACAGGAUGAAGGAUCGAGGAGCAAGAGGUUUAAGGUGUCUUCUUCGGUUCUCGUGCCUCCAACUUUCAGCGGGCCUCCAGAUAACAGUGCUUUUGGAUCUCCAUAUAAUAAUAAUAAUAUUGGCGGCAAGUGA
Molecule: messenger RNA, 792 nt
Organism: Prosopis cineraria
Lineage: Eukaryota; Viridiplantae; Streptophyta; Magnoliopsida; Fabales; Fabaceae
Product: dehydration-responsive element-binding protein 2A-like
Exons: 2
Coding region: 1-792 (263 amino acids)
Biological process (GO): regulation of DNA-templated transcription
Molecular function (GO): DNA binding; DNA-binding transcription factor activity
Source: RefSeq, a predicted model, not a curated record